UUCAGUCAUUCAAGCUGCUCAGCUCUGGUGGUGUGAGAGCGUUCGUUCGGUUAGGCCAUCUGGGUUCGCGUAAAACUGCAUCCUGAACCGGACUGGACCCUGAAUGAGGGAUCUUAACGCAGUGAAAUACACUUUCCCGUCCAUGCUUCAGGAAUAAGCGGCCGUUGACGGGAAGCGAACGUUUAGGCGGCAUAAGCGGCGGUGCUGUCAACGGAGAGUGGAGCUAUUACAGCAUAAAGCAUUCAAUAUAUAGAUCAACACAGAGUGCGACGAGAACCUGGGGGGGAUUUAGUAAUAAUUAAAAAGCAACUUGAUGGAUUUAGAGACCGGAAGAAACGAACUGGGGGCGAUGGGAGACCCGUUGCAGCCGCAGACCCCCAGUCGCCACGAGAAAAGUCUCGGGCUGCUCACCACCAAAUUUGUGACUCUGCUGCAGGAAGCGAAGGACGGAGUGUUGGACCUGAAAGCUGCUGCAGAUACUUUGGCUGUAAGGCAGAAGCGGCGCAUCUACGACAUCACCAAUGUUUUGGAAGGCAUUGGACUAAUAGAGAAGAAAUCCAAAAACAGCAUCCAGUGGAAGGGUGUUGGUCCAGGCUGCAACACGCGUGAAAUUGCAGACAAGCUGAUAGACCUCAAGUUGGAAUUGGAGGAUCUUGACCGGAGGGAACAUGAGCUGGACCAGCAGAGGGUUUGGGUACAACAGAGCAUCAAGAAUGUGACGGACGACUCACUGAAUAGCCCUCUGGCGUACGUAACACAUCAAGACCUCUGCAAUUGCUUCAAAGGUGACACUCUUCUAGCAAUCCGAGCUCCCUCAGGAACACAGCUGGAGGUUCCUGUGCCUGAGUCUGUCACAUUUCGCCCAGCAGCCAGCAUUGUUUUGGAUGUUCAGCAAGUUCCGUCGCAAAAUAUACGUCAUAAAAGCUGUCCAAACAGGUUACCAAGAGAACCGAACUGCAACUGUGAACACACCCUUAGUCAGGGCAAUGGACAAAAGAAGUACCAGAUUCACCUUAAGAGCUCCAUGGGCCCCAUCGAGGUCCUCCUGGUCAAUAAAGACCCCUCUAGCUCUUCUCCUGUGGUGUUGCCGGUACCCCCGCCAGAUGACAUGCUUCAGGGCCUCUCCACCCCAGCUUCAGCUACCUCUGCUGCUGACACACCCACCAAACAAGCAGCCAACAGUACGCCAUCUCCUGCCUCCACCUGCCAGAGUCCUACCACCACCCCCAACACAACCACUGCCUCUGCUGCUGCAAUAGCCACAGACAUUUCAAGCACAACCACUUCAGAUGCAACAGCCAAUCUGUCAUCUUCAGUGGGCUCCCAGCAACUGCAGUCGUCUGCUUCAUUGGACAACAGCUCUUCACUUCCUGAUUCCUCAACCCUUUUUGAACCAAUCAAAACAGACCCUUCAGAAUUGUUGGAUUUCCCCAAAGAACUUUCAGAAAUGUUUGACCCUAAAGAUAUAAGUACAGAUCUGCUGGAGGAGCUAAUGUCUUCAGAAGUUUUCUCUCCACUCCUUCGUCUGUCCCCUCCUCCGGGUGACCAUGAUUAUAUCUAUAACCUGGAUGAGACCGAGGGCCUUUGUGACCUUUUUGAUGUUCCCAUUGCCAACCUUUGACCUCCAAGCACACCAUACAAUACGAGUUGUGUACUUAAAAACUUUUAAACCCUUUUCCAAGGAGAAAAAAAGAAAGUGUGGCUCUGUGUCAGAUCCAUGUGUAUGAUAAGCUGAUUCUGUGUGUAUAUAAAGCUUUUUUUAUAUAUGUAUAUUUACUCCUCACCCAAAACAGCUGGCUGAAAGGAACUUUCCCUGCUAAAUUCAACUGAAAUACGAAGCUUUACCAGUCCCUGUUCCAUUCAUCUGAUGAAGAUAUCAGACAUCCAUAAUAGCCUGAUUCGUCAAAGCAAUCUAUAUUAGUGUGCGGCCAUUAUUUUUAUACUACUUUUGUAUAGACACAGAGGGGAUUUUUUUGUUUAUCACAGAAAUAGACUUAACUCACCAGCAGUGGUUAGUGAUUCAAAGAAAAUACCAGCUAGGUUUUUAAAGUAGCACCUUUUGUCCAAAAGCGUGGGCACGGCAUAUUUACUUAUGACUUACCUGAACCAGACUUGCAUACAGAUUAUUAAUAAGAAACUAUAUUAAUUUGUGCUAGCAACUAUCAUGCUUAUCGCAUGCUUUUAAACAAAGCAUGCCUCCGAUGUGAAGAGUUUGAAGAAAUUCAGCCAAUAGGAAACAGUUUGUUCUCAUCUUGCAGCAAAUGACAACACUUAAAAGCAGCCAGCAGAAGUAAUUAAGUUACAGUAAUAUCUGAUGAGGAAACAAGCGUAUUAGGGAGAUUGUAAGGUCACUGAUAUUGCAGAAUAGGCUAUUGUGUGGAAGCUUUACAGCUUUGCGCUAUGUAACUAAACAUUUAUUCUAUCAUCAUGCUUUUCAGAAAAAAUGAAGGGAUGCUUUAAGUGUUGGAAAAACCAUUCCUACUAUAUUCUAACUGUUUUUGGCUGUUUAGGUGUGUAGUCAUGUUAAUAAUUUGACUCACAAAAAGGCUAGCCUACAGUGUUUGUAAUGCAUUAUGAAAUGAAUGCCUUGCCUACACAACAUACGCUAUAAUUUGUAUUGAGUAUUACAUAUGAAUUUAACAUUGUUUUAACUGGAAAACUGCUGUCUAAAAACCCUGUGCAAAUGUUAAAUUAGAUGACAGUUAUUGCUAUUUUUGUAUUUUGAAACAUAAGCCCUCCCUGUUUUCAGUCCUAUCAGUAUCUGUCCUAGUCUCAACCCAUUUAUGUGUAUAGAAUCUUUUGAAAGUUAGUAACAUGUCUUCAUUAUGUCUGUAAAUGAGAAUAACUGUCUUAAGAAGGAUGUGGGUUUGGGGUGGGAAUUAAAGAGUAGUCACAAUAUGACAAGAAAUAAGAGUAUCAAAUAGAAUGUUGUUCUGUUGGCUCCUAAAUAUGUACGUACCAACUAAUUGAAAACAGAUUGUCAUUUAUUGUUAUUGUUCCAUAUAUUGUAUUGUUCUAUAUGUAUCAUUUAUGUGCUAAAUGAUAUUUUUAUGUUUGUACACAGUACAAGCAUACCAUUUAUUUUUGUACGUUAGUUUUCUGAAUGAUCUGGUUUUCAUUAGAUGAAUUGUCUGCAAUUGCUUUUGUCUAACCUCUCCACAUUGCACUUUAAAACAGUAUGAUCACACAGGUUACUUCCAGCCCUGUACUUUAAAUGGGUUGGCUUAUUCAGUUCUUUUUACAAUAUCCAGGGAGUUCUGGUAUUUUUCAUUUGCAUUCACUGUCAUUGCAUUUAUUAGUGAUUCAUCAUCGGAAUCAUUAUCCCCAUGAAAUAAAACACGUA
Myxocyprinus asiaticus (Chinese sucker) is the source of this 3343-nucleotide messenger RNA. RefSeq names its product E2F transcription factor 4 (gene e2f4). Gene Ontology annotation, molecular function: DNA-binding transcription factor activity, RNA polymerase II-specific; RNA polymerase II cis-regulatory region sequence-specific DNA binding; protein dimerization activity. The transcript has 12 exons. Bases 314 to 1621 code for a protein of 435 amino acids. NCBI's taxonomy places the organism in Eukaryota, Metazoa, Chordata, Actinopteri, Cypriniformes, Catostomidae. Gene Ontology annotation, cellular component: RNA polymerase II transcription regulator complex. The record is from RefSeq and is a predicted model, not a curated record. Gene Ontology annotation, biological process: regulation of transcription by RNA polymerase II.